Bursaphelenchus okinawaensis is the source of this 4674-nucleotide messenger RNA. Lineage: Eukaryota; Metazoa; Nematoda; Chromadorea; Rhabditida; Aphelenchoididae. The record is from the annotation of a GenBank genome assembly.
AUGAGCACCAGAACCAGUUUCAAAGAAGGCCUAGUACUAAUUCUUCGAGACUUUGCUGGGUGGACUAGUACUCAUGCCGUGCCACAUAUGGCUAUGGCUGAUAAAGUGUGGAUUUUCCUCUUCUGGACUUUAGUCUUCAUCGUAUGCUCGGGUAUUAUGUGUUUUAUGAUUUAUACGAGUGUGGUCAAGUUCUUGCGGUUUCCUACCGACUUGACCUCAAGGUUAUAUCCUGGAAAGCAAAACUUUCCGUGCAUUACUGUAUGUAAUAUGAAUCCGUGGAAGUUGUCUAUGAUUCAAGGUACUCCACUUGAGGGACUGGUGAGUUUUGAAUAUGUGUUAGGUUGUUCACAAAGUAUUGAGCUAUGAAUUUUGUUAAUACUUAUAGAUUUUUUAUAAAUUAACCUUAUCCUAGGUCCAGUCUGGCUCUACGUUAGCUUAACACAAAUCUUACUCUAGCCUUACUCUAGCCCUACCUUAGCUUUACUCUAGCCUUGUCCUAUCCCUAUUCAAGCCUUACCCAAGCACUAUUGUAAUCCCGCUCUAACCUUACCGUAGCACUACUGUAGCCCUGUCUUAGCCUUACCCAAGCUCCACUCUAAUCCAGCGCUAGCCUUACCGUAGCACUACUGUAGCCCCAUUUUAGCCUUACCCUAGCCCUGCUCUAGCUAUACCUUAGCCCUGCUACAGUACUACCCUUCGUUCUAAUUCUAGCCUUGCUUUAGCUGAGCUGCAGGUAUUUUAGUGUAAUCCUCUAGCCAUUUUCUAGCCUAUAUCAUUUUUAAAAAUAUAUCAUAAUUUUAAAACUUUAGGUAACAGUAUAUAUAACAGCGUUUAAAACUUUAGGUAACAGCAUAUGAAGCGGGUGUACAAAACGACUACUACGGGUUUCAAAAAAAGCCUUUUACAAUGACUGAUGCUAUGCGUGCUACACGAUGGACAAGGUUUAUGUAUGAAGAACUUAAUGAGCUGGAUAUUGCUGUAAGUGAUAUUGUUGUUGUUGUUUUUCUGUAACAAACUUUAAAUUUAUGUAAAAUAGUACAAUAUACAAUUUUCAAAUUGUUAACUAUUUCAAUUAAAAGGUUGAACUCUAUAAACAUGUUACUUUAGACAAACGGCUCUCUCAGCUACUCGUUUGAUGACAUUAUGCUACGGUGCCAAUUUUUGGAAGAUGCGUGUAAUUUUACGUAAGAUAACAUAUCUUUUUUUUAAAUUGUCAUAAAAAAUAUUUUAAGCCUACUUUGAUCUACUAUAAUAUACGAGCUCAAAAAGUAUUAGAUGCCGACAUAAAGAACCCACCAUUUUUUACACGAAAUUACAGGCAAAGUAUGGCGGGUUCUUUAUGUCCGCACUUAAUACUUGAAUUACAAUAAAAAAAACUUUUUCACUUUCAAAAAUAAUGUUUUAGUAAUAACCUAAACUCCUUCUACGACCCCUACUUUGGUCGUUGCCACACGAUAAAUAGUGAAUUUUUAUGGGAAUCAAGCCGAGCUGGACCUAAUUAUGGAAUGCGAGUAUUCUUUCGCACAGUACUCGACGACUACUUACCUUGGGUUCAAGAUUCUGGUAUUGUUUAUUACAUUCAUGGGCCCGUAAGUUUAAUAUUACAGUUUUAACGUUAAAAAGAAAUGAUAGACUCACUAGUAGGGGUUUAGUGUAAUGAGUUGAAUAGGAAUGUUACGAUACACUGAGCUGGGCUGGGCUGAGCUGAGCAGGGCUAGGCUGGGCUGGGCUGGGCUGGGCUGGGCUGGGCUGGGCUGGGCUGGGCUGGGCUGGGCUGGGCUGGGCUGGGCUGAGCUGGGCAGGGCAGGGCUAGGCUAUGCUGGGCUGGGCUAGGCUAGGCUGGGCUAUGCUGGGCUGGGCUGGGCUGGGCUGGGCUGGGCUGGGCUGGGCUGGGCUGGGCUGGGCUGGGCUAGGCUAGGCUAGGCUAUGCUGGGCUGGGCUAGGCUAGGCUGGGCUGGGCUGGGCUGGGCUGGGCUGGGCUGGGCUGGGCUGGGCUGGGCUAGGCUAGGCUGGGCUGGGCUGGGCUGGGCUGGGCUGGGUUGGGCUGGGCUGGGCUGGGCUGGGCUGGGCUGGGCUGGGCUGGGCUGGGCUGGGCUAGGCUAGGCUGGGCUAUGCUGGGCUGGGCUGGGCUGGGCUGGGCUGGGCUGGGCUGGGCUGGGCUAGGCUAGACUGGGCUGGGCUGGGCUGGGCUGGGCUGGGCUGGGCUGGGCUGGGCUGGGCUGGGCUGGGCUGGGCUGGGCUGGGCUAGGGCUGGGCAGAGUUGGGCUGGGCUGGGCUGGGCUGGGCUGGGCUGGGCUGGGCUGGGUUGGGCUGGGCUGGGCUGGGCUGUGUUGUAAAAUGACUAUGUACCUACAUAACUACAUACAAAAACAACACUAUAGUUAUCUAUUCCUUUAUCAAUUUAAGGACGAAACCCCAUUCCAAGACGCCUUUGGCUAUUUUGCUGCCGUAGGCCUUGCCACAUCAGCUGGAGUAAAUUACUUGGAACGGGUCAAACUAAAACAUCCAUAUAAUGAUUGUACUGACGAUGGUACUGAACUCACGAAUUACUAUGGAAAUGACUAUGAAGUGGAAGCUUGUAUUCGAAGCUGCAUACAAAAAGCUAUAAUUAAUGACUGUGGAUGCUACGACCCACAAUAUAAUUAUCCUACAGACGGGAAUGUUACUUCGUGUUAUUUGGCUGAUAAUCCUUCGGAAAAAAGUUUGUACUUUACUAUAGUUUUAGUACGCCUUACUGAGGCCUAUUUGUUUUAUCUGCAUUACUGAGACAAUUUCUUUCUAGCAUCAUUCUGGUAUAGUCCUAGUGUCUAGUUAUGGCUUACUAUAGCACUAUCUUAGCCGGGCAUUAACCUUAUUUCAGCUCUUUUUUAGGUCUAGUCUUGUUUUCUGUUAGCCGUAAACUGACUACAAGUUGUUUUAGACUUACCAAAAGUUAAUUCUAGUCUUGCUACAAUCGCACCUUAGCUUUAUUUUAACCUUAGGGUCUACCUAUGUCUGACCUUACCUUUCUCCUGCCCUAUUCUUACCUUAAUCUACCUCAAUUCUUACUUCAUUUUCACUAUAGCUCUAUCCCAGCCAUGACUUUACUGUAGUUCUUUUGCAGCCCUACAUGAGCGUUUUCUUUGUUUAAUCUUAACUUUAACUAAACUUUGUCUUAGAGCUGUUUUUUUUCUUUAUUCUAGCAUUGCUUUAUGUUUUCUCUGUUUACAUUAGCCAGCUAUAUCCAAGUCCAGUCUUAGUUUCUCUUAAAGCUUGACUUAACUUCUACCGUUCUGGCCCUAUCUUAGCUUUAUCUUGCUUAAAAUUUAGUAAUAAGCUAAUACUUUAGUGACAUGUGCCGACGAUAUCAUAAAUUCUGUUGAUGAUGGAAACGAUAAUGUCACAUUUUUAAUCACUAGAGAUUGUGAUUGUCUACAAGCUUGCAAGUAAGUUUAUAAAAUUAAACUAUUUAGCCUAUUUUUGUUUUAAAAUUAAAAAAAUAAUAUUAUUGACAAAGCAAAUUUCAGCCAAUCAUACUACCAAAUAUCAAUGUCUCAAGCUCGUUGGCCUGCCAAAACUUAUGUGGUGAGUUAAUAAUGGUAGGCUGGAGUAAAUUUAUAGUAAAAUAGAGUUGGCUAAGGUAAAUUUGUAGUAAAAUACGACAAGGCAAGCAAUUUGUUUUUACAAAUUUUUAAUAUAUUUUUUAUAAACCAAAAAAAUUACGUAAAAUAAGACACAAAUAUAAAAAAAAAAAUUUUUAGCCAAAAACCUGCCGAGAACAGCCAACAUCUCAGUAUUGGAACAACCAGAGUGAAUGUGUUGUAUGGUAUCAAUAUAACUCAUUAUUGCUUGAAGUUUACUUUGAAAGGACUAAUUAUAAGUCUAACAAGGAGAGUGCUUCCUAUACUGUACGUAUUACAAAAUAAAAAAAAAAUUUUUUAAAUUAAAAAUUUUUCUUUAAAAUUAAAAAAAAAAUUUUUUUAGCAAAACAACAUUUUAAAUUAUCAUAUUUAACGUAACUAUACUAUAUGUAAAAAUAUUUUAGUGGGUAAACCUAAUAGCGGACAGUGGAGGUCAACUAGGUCUAUGGCUAGGCAUGAGUGUUCUAUCAUUAUUUGAAUUUGCCGUUUUGGCGGGCAUUUUAUCAGCUUAUUUCAUUCGAAAACCGCCUAUGCCAACACUCGAAGGUUACAACUAUUGGGAAGAGUUUGAUCAACAGGUACGUAUUAUUAUACUUUAUACUGUACAAUUUGAUUACUUUGAUUACAGUAGGUAGUUUCGGGAGUGAAGAGAGGGAAUGAGGGUGGGGAGAGGGAAAGAGGGUGUGAGGAUUUGAAAGACUUUCAUCUAUUCCUACUUAAAAACUUUCUUUACAAAACAAAAAAUGGCAAAAACUUCCUUUACAAAGCAAAAAACCGCAAAAACUUUCUUUACAAGACAAAAAAUAGCAAGAACUUUCUUUACAAAAAAAUGCCAAGAACUUUCUAAACAAACUAAUAAAUGACAAGAACUUUCUUUACAAAACAAAAAAUGGCAAAAAAAAGUCAUUUUUUAAUUUAAAAUUUUAAAACAAAGUUAUUUUAGAUUCAAAAGAACCCACUAAAGCUGGUACACACAUCAACUUCGGAUUAUGAUCCAUCACCUCUGGUCCAACAACCAGUGAUAGUUCAAAGGCCACCUAAUGUUAUUGAAUAA